AUGACAAAUAAUCAAAAUCACCCAUUUCAUUUAGUUGAUUAUAGACCUUGACCAUUAACAGGAGCUAUUGGAGUUAUAACUUUAGUUACAGGAUUAGUAAAAUGAUUCCAUAAUUUUAACAUAAACCUUCUUAUCUUAGGUUAUUUAAUUGUUUUAUUAACAAUAUAUCAAUGAUGACGAGAUAUUUGCCGAGAAGGAACAUUCCAAGGUAAACACACAAUUUCAGUAUCAAAAGGACUCCGAUGAGGAAUAAUUUUAUUUAUUAUCUCAGAAAUUUUCUUUUUUAUUUCAUUCUUUUGAACUUUCUUUCAUAGAAGUUUAGCACCUAAUAUUGAAAUUGGAAUAAUAUGACCCCCUUCAAAUAUUUUAGCUUUUAACCCAUUUCAAAUUCCUCUUUUAAAUACCAUUAUCUUAAUUACCUCAGGAAUUACCAUUACUUGAUCUCAUCAUGCACUAAUAGAAAAUAAUUUUACUCAAACAUCACAAAGAUUAUUCAUUACUAUUAUUCUAGGAAUUUAUUUUACUAUUCUCCAAGCUUAUGAAUAUAUUGAAGCCCCAUUUACUAUUGCCGAUAGAAUUUACGGAUCAAUCUUUUUUAUAGCAACAGGAUUUCACGGACUUCAUGUUAUUAUUGGAACAAUCUUUUUAAUUACCUGUUUUAUCCGACACUUAAAUAACCACUUUUCAAAAAACCAUCAUUUCGGAUUUGAAGCUGCUGCAUGAUAUUGACAUUUUGUAGAUGUUGUUUGAUUAUUCCUUUAUAUUUCUAUUUAUUGAUGAGGAAAUUAACUA
Vanessa tameamea is the source of this 792-nucleotide messenger RNA. Its product is annotated as cytochrome c oxidase subunit 3-like. NCBI's taxonomy places the organism in Eukaryota, Metazoa, Arthropoda, Insecta, Lepidoptera, Nymphalidae. Gene Ontology annotation, biological process: mitochondrial electron transport, cytochrome c to oxygen. The record is from RefSeq and is a predicted model, not a curated record. Gene Ontology annotation, molecular function: cytochrome-c oxidase activity. The transcript has a single exon. Gene Ontology annotation, cellular component: membrane; mitochondrion.